This is a messenger RNA of Trifolium pratense (red clover), 1941 nucleotides long. RefSeq names its product transcription factor VOZ1. Gene Ontology annotation, biological process: regulation of DNA-templated transcription; positive regulation of long-day photoperiodism, flowering. NCBI's taxonomy places the organism in Eukaryota, Viridiplantae, Streptophyta, Magnoliopsida, Fabales, Fabaceae. The record is from RefSeq and is a predicted model, not a curated record.
UUUAGUUUAUCUACUGUCAUAACACUUGUUAGACUAUUUGAAAGAAGUUGUGGAAACAACUUAUGGCAUGUCCAUAAGCUGUUUUCAGCCUAUCUAGGAUAGCUUAUGAAAACAUCUUAUAGCUUAUAUGAAAUUAGUUUGACUUAUACUGUCUUUUAUUUGUAUUUUGUAGUGAACUGAAACUCGGUUAAAUAGGUGAGUUUAAGGCUUCCCUAGGCAGGAUUUGAGGCUUAGAUGAAGAAGAUUUCCAAGGGCAGCUGCAAGACAGCUUCACACAGGCUCUUCAAGGACAAGGCAAAGAACCAUGUUGAUGAUCUGCAGGUGAUGUUUCUUGAUCUGCAGUUUGCCAGGAAGGAGAGUCGUUCCAUUGAUGCCGCACGUCUUGAGGAGCAAGUCCAUCAGAUUCUUUGGGAGUGGAGGGCCGGUCUAAAUGAGCCCUCUUCUGCUGCUUCUUUAAAGCAGGGUGGAAGUCAUGGAUCAUUCUCAACCGAUAUUUGUAGGCUAUUGCAGCUCUGUGAGGAGGAAGAUGAUGCCACUAGUCUAUUAGUUGUGCCUCGGCCUGAACCUAAUGAUCAGACUAUGCAGACUGAUGCAGAUGCUGGUGAUAUUAACGAGUUUCUUGGUUUUAAUGUAAAUCAGAGACAACAUCACCAUGAUGUUCUAUUAAUUGAUGAGUGCAAACACUCCAUCUUAGGAGUUCCCAGUAUAGAAGCUAACAACUCCUAUGGGUGACCUACUUUUGAAUCAGAAUGUCGUCAAUUUGAUUUAAAUGAUGACUUCAAUCGCAACUGUUAUGCUGCUUUUAAUGGAACAGAUUUAAGAGGUGAGGAUGCUGUUCCUCAUAUACCUACCUAUCUACCAAGUCUCUGCCCUCCUCCUUCUGCUUUCUUAGGCCCAAAAUGUUCACUUUUGGAUUGUUCAAGGCCCGCACAAGGGUUGGACUUGUGUCAGGACUUUUGCAGUAGCCCAGUUCUACGACCUGGUGGAGUCGGACUGAAUGAUAAUUUACUUUUAGCUGCUCUUAGUGCAAACGCAAAAGGAAAAGAUGUUGGCAUCCCAGAAUGUGAGGGAGCAGCAGUUGCAAAGUCUCCAUGGAAUGCACCUGAGUUCUUUGAUCUUUUUGUUCUCGAGGGUGAGACUAUUAGGGGGUGGCUUUUCUUUGAUAAGUCCCGAAGCGCAUUUGAGAGUGGAAACAGAAAGCGAAGGUCCUUGCCUGACUAUAAUGGACAGGGAUGGCGUGAAUCUAGAAAGCAUGUGAUGAAUGAGUUUGGAGAACUGAAGAGAUCCUAUUACAUGGAUCCACAACCACUAAACCAUUUUGAGUGGCACCUUUAUGAGUAUGAAAUUAGCAAAUGUGAUUCACGUGCCUUAUAUUGGUUGGAAUUCAAGUGUGUUGAUGGGAAGAAGAGCUCCAAGGCAAAGAUAACAAGUGAUUCUGUUACUAAUAUGCAGACACAGAUAGUAAGACUCUCUGCCGAGUUUCCCUAUGAUAGCAGACGUUCUGCAAUGGGCAGAGGCAAACCUGAUGCCAAGGCUGACAUAGGUUGUGUAUAUACAGCUUCAAACAAUGCACCAUCACCAUAUGACUAUCUUGUUGAGAAUACAAAUGACUAUUAUGUCUCGAAGUGAAUGUGCAAGAUAUUGUGUUAAAAUUGUUUGUAACUUUGCUGGGUUAUGAUUUUUCUUUCCUUCCUGCCAUUUGGUCUUUUCACUUUUUUCUUCUUAUGAACAAGAAGAUAAGACCAGUUUUCCCUUGCUGAGCCUGAGGCAUUGUGAAUAGCUCAUUCUAACACAGGAAUGCUGCAUUAGAGGUUUCUCAUACCAAAUUUUAAGUUUGAGUUCUCAUAUACAAACAUAAAUAAAUAAAGAUUGUUGUAUAGUAUUUCUUAUUAGUAAUGGAUUACAAAAAUCAAUCUCUUGUCAAGUUACAAAGUUGAUGUA